CAGAUCAGGGCUGCCAGUCGGCCUUCAGCAGACUUGACGCUCUGAUUUCCCUUCACUCACAAACAUCAGGUUCUGUUGAUCCACGAUGCAGGUUCUGUUCAGAGCGGCGCUGCUACUGCUGCUGCUGAGCACCAGUGCAGCUGAACACUGUGACAUGCCCGAGAAAGUGCAGCCACAGCAGAUGGACAAGAUUAUGGAGUCUCGCUGGGUUCUGGUGGAGGCCUUCUCAGACUACCCACAAGGUAUAGACUUAGUGAGGUACGCCAACAGCUCGGUGGUGGAGGUAGAGACGAGAAGCAACAACAAAACCUUCCUGUUGGUGGAGAGGAACGUUGUGGGUGGAAAAUGUCUCAUCUUUCGUCUCAACAUGACGAUUCCUGAUCCCGAGAAGUCCAACCACACCAUGGAGCUGGUCGAGCCCGGAACAAAGGAGUACGACGGCGUUGUUUCUGUGUACGACGAUCAGGGCCGAGCAGAUUUCUACCAGUCCUGUCCCGACUGUCUGCUAGGCAUCUACAGCGGCAUUUUUGAGGGGACACUAGGGAGGAUGCUGCUCUUCUACAGGAAAGAAGGGAAACACCAGGAUGCUGACAACCUGAAGGCGGCAGCAGUCGUCCAUAAGAAGAUGGCCGAGUGUCUGAAGUUUGAUGUCUCCACGUGGUUCACCUAUGAUGGGGCGGCAGAGUUUUGUGUUGACAAGAAGAAAGAAGCCUGAGACGAUGAUACGACUUCAUCAUUAUGUUUCUGUUUUAUCUCUUGAUUCAUUAAAAAAAAAAAUAAAUAAAAAAAAUACAGCAAA
Amphiprion ocellaris (clown anemonefish) is the source of this 799-nucleotide messenger RNA. RefSeq names its product saxitoxin and tetrodotoxin-binding protein 1-like. The transcript has 6 exons. NCBI's taxonomy places the organism in Eukaryota, Metazoa, Chordata, Actinopteri, Pomacentridae. The record is from RefSeq and is a predicted model, not a curated record. The coding region runs from base 86 to 715 and encodes 209 amino acids.